AUGAUUUCUCUUUCUGUUUUGUUAGCACUUUUGAUUGGUGGAAAAGAUGACAUACUUUAUUAUAAUGAAUACUUCGAAGGCGAGUUGAGUGAAGCACCCGUAGAACGUCUACUUCCUACUUUGGUGACAUUUUAUAACCAAUAUUCAAACGAGCCCUACAGAUAUGUGGCAUUUGACGCUAACCAGACACUACAAACUAAUAUAAGGGGUUACAGAUAUCGUUUCUCUGUUUUGUUGGCCCCCACUAUUUGCCCCAAAUACCAAGCGGAAUACGUAUCUAUUGCACACUUGGGACCAUGCUCGUUGAAAGCGUAUGGAUUUCAAAAAUGCAAUUUCGUUUUAAGCUUUCGAAAGGGUCUAGUGUAUGACGAUAGCGAGUUGUACCUUGAAGGUUGUCGAUCUGCUGUCCCGAGAAUGCCUGUAAACCUCGAGUACUUAGGUUUUAAGCUGCCUGGAAAUGUGGAUGAGAAAUAUGCACAGUUUAAGUUAAAAUAUAGAAAACAGUAUCAUGAGACAGAAGACAAGAUUAGGUUUAAUAUCUUCAAAUCGAAUAUCUUGAAAGCUCAAUUGUAUCAGGUAUUUGAAAGAGGUUCAGCCAUUUAUGGAGUGACACCUUAUUCAGAUUUAACAACUGAUGAAUUUGCACGCACUCAUUUAACUGCUUCCUGGGUAGUAUCGUCUAGUACAGGUAAUACACCAAUUUCGCUGGAAAAGGAGGUUAAGAAUAUACCAAAAAACUUCGAUUGGAGAGAAAAAGGCGCUGUAACUGAAGUAAAAAAUCAAGGAAUGUGUGGCUCUUGUUGGGCAUUCUCAACCACUGGUAAUGUUGAGAGUCAGUGGUUCCGCAAAACUGGAAAAUUAUUAUCAUUAAGUGAACAGCAACUUGUUGACUGUGACGGUUUAGAUGAUGGUUGUAAUGGCGGUCUUCCAUCGAAUGCCUAUGAAUCAAUCAUAAAAAUGGGUGGUUUAAUGCUUGAAGAUAACUAUCCUUAUGAUGCUAAAAAUGAGAAAUGUCAUUUGAAAGCUGAUAAUGUUGCAGCUUACAUUAAUAGUUCAGUGAAUUUAACCCAAGAUGAAACAGAACUUGCUGCAUGGCUCUAUCAUAAUUCAGCAAUUAGUGUUGGUAUGAAUGCGUUGCUUUUACAGUUUUAUCGACAUGGAAUUAGUCAUCCAUGGUGGAUCUUCUGUUCAAAGUAUCUGCUUGAUCAUGCGGUUUUACUUGUUGGCUAUGGAGUUUCCGAAGAAAAUGAGCCAUUCUGGAUUGUAAAAAACAGUUGGGGUGUUGAAUGGGGUGAAAAAGGUUACUUCCGUAUGUAUAGAGGUGAUGGUACUUGUGGUAUUAAUACUGUUGCUACGUCAGCGUUGAUCUACUAG
Molecule: messenger RNA, 1374 nt
Organism: Schistosoma spindalis
Lineage: Eukaryota; Metazoa; Platyhelminthes; Trematoda; Strigeidida; Schistosomatidae
Source: the annotation of a GenBank genome assembly